This is a messenger RNA of Trematomus bernacchii (emerald rockcod), 1375 nucleotides long. RefSeq lists its product as uncharacterized. Gene Ontology annotation, biological process: positive regulation of T cell receptor signaling pathway; negative regulation of receptor recycling. Bases 94 to 876 code for a protein of 260 amino acids. Lineage: Eukaryota; Metazoa; Chordata; Actinopteri; Perciformes; Nototheniidae. Gene Ontology annotation, cellular component: T cell receptor complex. The transcript has 6 exons. The record is from RefSeq and is a predicted model, not a curated record.
AGACACACCUCACUCUCUUAACACGGUGAUGCGUCGUAGACUGAGGUACAUCGCUUCAGACAAACAAUCCGUUUAGUUUGAGACGGCUGGAAUAUGGCAGUCAUUGAAGCGGUAUCUCUGGCGCUGUUAUCUCUGGCCUUGUUGAUCUCUAUUUGUCUCAAUGUCUUCUUCUGCAUCAGACAAAGAUCCACUUUGUGCAAAGAAACGGACGAGUGCUGCUUCAGAAAUAUGAAUACAGGAGCAAGCCCCUCACAGGAUGAAGGGCAUUAUUUUCAUGAACACAAUCACGAAGAGCUGCAGGAAAAUCCAAUCUACGGCAACAUCAGCUCAGACAGAGCAGAUUCUGUCGAGGUUUGCUAUGAGAUGAUGACCAUGGAACACGCAACAGAUUGCAUGAAGUCCAUAGCGCCUGACCUGAAUUAUGCCUCAUUGGAUCUUAAGUUGGUAAAGAAACGCAUGAAGAAGAAUCGCCAUCAGCAAGGCCCCGCUCAGAGAAGAAGCAAACUUCAAGAGGAGCUGCCGGGCCACCUCACACCCCCCCUGAAUACUUUCUUAGAGGUGGAAGCAGACAUGGAUGCUCACCUUCCCUCCAGAAACACCAGCACCAUGGUUUCACACAGCAGCAUCUACCUGAACAGUCAACAGAUAGCCCAGGAGACAGAGGAGCUGGAGAGGGACAGGGGUGUAAACAUGGAGAGGGAGAUCGUGGGUUGGGGGGGGAUAAGAAAGGGGCAAAGUAGAGAGUGGAAAGGAGAGCAAGAGUUUGAGGGAAGAAAAGAUAGACAUGAUGCUAAUGGGGUUGUAUGCACACAGCUUUCAGAAGUAGAGGCUAUUCAGAACAGCAGCUUUAGCCAUGAUAGUGAGCAUCAAGAUUAAGAUUCAAGUGUUUGAGCUACCUAAGAAAAGCUAACUGUUGUGUCUGAAAGAAUGAAAACUAUGUUAGCUUCAAUAUUUAACGAGCUUUUUGCGCAAUUUCCUCUUUGAUGUAAAUACAUUUGAACUCUCCAGAUUGAGCAACAGAGGAACAAAAGGUGUACAUCUCUGUGCUGCGGAGGUACAAAACUGAGAAUAAAGAAAGAAAUGAAACUCGGUGUGUGACAUUUAGAGGUCAAGGACCCAGUGGAAAUGUAUGUUUUGAAAGACAAGGAAGACAUCACAUCAUCACAGGACAUGGAAGAUCUUUCACUGUUUUGAUGUCUCAUAGCAGAUGUCUCAUAAAAAGGUGUGAAGGAAAAACAAUCUAUUUGUUUUCCACGCUGUAGGCGAUAUAACAAUAUACUUGCCUAUGCACACGUGAAUCUGCUUUUCAGUUAUAUUACCAUGAAUGAUACAAAUUAACAUGAAGAUUUGAUUAAAGGUUGGAAAGUAAAAUGCG